Bactrocera latifrons is the source of this 503-nucleotide messenger RNA. RefSeq lists its product as uncharacterized. The transcript has 2 exons. The record is from RefSeq and is a predicted model, not a curated record. NCBI's taxonomy places the organism in Eukaryota, Metazoa, Arthropoda, Insecta, Diptera, Tephritidae. The coding region runs from base 1 to 390 and encodes 129 amino acids.
AUGAAUUCCGUGUAUCGACAGCGCCGCUACUGCAAGUCAUUGCGAAUUCUUAAAAAUACAAAAAACAGUAAACAAAGUAAUAACAAAAAAAGAAUACAGAUGGAAAUGCAAUAUAUCGAGAAACUUAAUGCUCUCAAUUAUAAAUAUUGGACUAUUAUGACACGCGCUUACCUCGAAAAGGAGGAUCUGAUGGACACCAUCGACAGAAAAGAUCCAGCCUCAAAUACAAUUGCGAAGGAGCGUCGUGCCCGCUUCAUUUUACUUUGUUUGAUUGAGCCUUCAUUUGUACGCGAACUACCUGACAAUGUUAGGAGCGCAAGAGAGAUAUGGACUCAUUUCGCUUUUCGUUAUCGAAGGCGAAGAAGUGCAUCAUGCUCACAUACAUCCUAAAAUCAGUCAACGUGAUAUUUUUGAUUUGAUAUCAGCUUUCCGUAAUACUUGUCGUCAUUUGCAUAUAUGUUACAACAAAUAAAUGUUAGAGGUUCAAGUUACGUAAUUCUAAA